CUUUUUCUACUUAGGGCAUCAUAUUUUCGACGAGUUUUACAAUUUUUUAAUAAAAUAUGAGCAGACUGUAAAACCCUUUUUCAAUACUGUAAUUUUUCUGCUUCAAACAGUUAUCGUGAUUUUAUGAGUUGGGGCAGUGGGAUGGAUUUUUCACCAUUAUACAAAAAGAAGCGAAGAAAUUCGGGCAGGAACAGUUUUGCGUGAUUUUGCCCUGCAGUGGGUAACAAACUUAGGGGCAGUUCUUACGCCCCUCGAAGCUCAGUUUGUGGCAAGCAGAAAAGCAAUUGAAAAUGAUUCCAAUACAAAACUUCGAGCAACAUGCUCGCAGAUUUAUGGAGCCGGAAUUGCCUAUGCAAAUGAGGUACCAGCUCGCAACAGAAGUGAGAGACAAUCUUGAAAUUCUACAUACUUCAGAAUAUCUCAACUUUCUGAAGAGCUACUUUCGAGUGUUCUCGGCCAUUCUGACACAGCUGACGAAGCCUCAGGCAACCGACAGCGUUGAGCACAAGCUCAGAAAUGUGAUAAUCGAGAUUCUCAACAGGCUUCCUCACAGUGAAGUGCUCAGGCCCUCUGUGCAAGACCUGCUCAAGGUCGCCAUGCAUGUUUUAACUACUGACAAUGAAGAAAACGGCCUUAUUUGCAUGCGCAUCAUUUUCGAUCUUCUGCGCAACUACAGACCCACACUUGAGUCCGAGGUUCAACCUUUUCUCGACUUCGUUAAGCAGAUAUAUCAAAACUUCAGAACCACUGUUAGUUAUUUUUUUGAUGACACAAGUGGAAAUGAUAGUCAGGUGGCAGCUAGUCAACAUUCAAUUGUUCACAUUGGCUCACAAAGGCCAUCUGGAGGUCCAAUUCCUGGACAGUUGAAUCCAAGCACUCGAUCAUUUAAAAUUGUUACGGAGUGCCCAUUAAUUGUAAUGUUUCUUUUUCAGCUAUAUAGUCGUUAUGUGCAGACCAACAUACCUGUUCUCCUUCCUCUCAUGGUGACUGCCAUUUCAAUUCCUGGGCCACAGCACGUUCCACCCAACUUGAAAAAUCACUAUGUUGAAUUGAAGGGUGCACAGGUCAAGACUGUUUCCUUUUUAACAUACUUGCUGCGGAGCUUUGCUGAUUAUAUCAGGCCACAUGAAGAGAAUAUAUCAAAGAGCAUAGUCAACUUGCUUGUUAGUUGCCCAGAUUCUGUGUCAAUUCGCAAGGAACUACUUGUGGCCACCAGGCAUGUACUUGCAACUGACUUCAGGCGAGGAUUUUUCCAACUAAUUGACACUUUAUUGGAGGAGAGGGUUUUAGUAGGGACUGGACGAGCUUGCUUUGAAACUCUAAGGCCAUUGGCGUAUAGUCUGCUUGCAGAGCUAAUUCAUCAUGUUCGGUUGGACCUUUCACUUUCUCAGCUCUCUCAAAUUAUAUAUUUGUUUUCAAGAAACAUGCACGAUUCAUCUCUCCCACUUAGUGUGCAGACUACUUGUGCUCGAUUGAUGCUUAAUUUGGUUGAACCUAUUUUUAGCAGAGGCGUUGAUCCUGCCAGCAAGGAAGAAGGACGAGCCUUACUGGGGCGUAUAUUGGAUGCAUUUGUGAGCAAGUUUGGUACAAUCAAGCAUACUAUUCCUCAGCUUAUUGAAGAUUGUGAGGAUGGGAAAGAGCACUGCAGUUUGAGGUCCAAAUUAGAGUUGCCUGUGCAGGCAGCAUUAAAUCUGCAGACACCUUUAGAGCAUUCAAAGGAGUUAAGCGAUUGCAAGCAACUAAUCAAGACUUUGGUCAUGGGAAUGAAGACAUUAGUUUGGAGUAUUACUCAUGUGAACUCAUCACAGAUGCAGGUAGCUCAGUCGCCUACUGCUGGGAGUUCUAUUGGGAUGAAAGGCAUGCGGGAAGAUGAGGUACGGCUUGCCUCAGGGGUAUUAAAAAGUGGGGUGCUUUGCCUCUCAAUAUUCAAGGAAAAGGAUGAAGAGAGAGAAAUGCUACAGUACUUCUCCCAAGUUUUUACAUCAAUGGAACCUAGAAACCUAAUGGAUAUGUUUGCUAUGUGCAUGCAACAUCUUUUUGAGUGCAUGCUUAACAACAACCAGUUGUUGCUUAUAUUUACUACCCUUCUUCAGACGCCCAAGGUUGUACGUUAUUUUGCAGAUGUUCUUGUGAAUUUUCUAGUUAGUACCAAACUUGAUGUUCUAAAGCAGUCAGAUACCCCUGCAUCAAAACUUGUGCUACAGUUGUUCCGACUUUUGUUUGUUGCGGUUGCUAAAUCUCCGACAGAUUGUGAGCGUGUAUUACAGCCACAUGUAUCAACUAUCAUGGAAGUAUGUAUGAAGAAUGCUACCGAGAUAGACAAACCUCAUGGAUACAUGCAACUGCUUCGUUCAAUGUUUCGUGCUCUUUCAGGAGGGAAAUUUGAAAUGUUGUUUAGAGAGUUUAUCUCUACUCUGCAACCUUGCCUUAACAUGCUUUUGGCUAUGGUGGAGGGUCCAACUGGAGUUGAUAUGAUAGACCUUGUUCUUGAGCUUUGUCUAACAUUGCCUGCUCGCUUAAGUUCUUUACUUCCACAUCUCCCACGUCUUAUGAAGCCAUUGGUCCUGGCAUUGAAAGGAAGUGAUGAACUUAUAGGCUUAGGUUUAAGGACACUUGAAUUCUGGAUUGAUAGCCUCAAUCCAGAGUUUUUGGAGCCUAGUAUGGCAAAUGUUAUGUCAGAAGUAAUCUUAACUCUGUGGUCUCAUCUCCGACCGAAGCCUUAUCCCUGGGGAGCGAAAGCCUUGCAACUUCUUGGUAAACUGGGUGGUAGAAACAGAAGGUUUUUGAAAGAGCCUUUAGCUCUUGAGUGCAAAGAAAACCCUGAACAUGGUUUAAGACUUAUUUUGACAUUUGAGCCAUCCCCAUCAUUUCUGGUGCCUUUGGAUAGAUGCAUCUACCUUGCCAUAGCAGCUGUUAUGCAAAAUAGAUCGAGUGUGGAUGCUUUUUACAGAAGGCAUGCUCUGAAGCUUCUGCGGGUCUGUUUGGCAUCUGUUUUAAAUCUCAAGGGAAAUAUAGCUGGGGAAGGGGUCACUCCAGGACUUCUGAGUUCGAUGCUGAUUUCACCAAUUGAUCCCUCAAGGCGCAGGACUGAGACAUCAAAUAUGAAGGGUGACCUAGGGGUGAAAACAAAGACACAACUGAUGGCAGAAAGAUCUGUGUUCAAGGUUCUUUUGAUGACUGUUAUUGCAGCUAGUGCAGAGCCUGAACUUCAAGAUCCAAAGGAUGAUUUUGUUCCCAAUAUAUGUCGUCAUUUUGCUAUGAUAUUUCAUGUGGAUUCAUCACCACCUGCUCCAUCAGUAGCAACUGGUCAACUUGUGAGUACGACAGGAACUGGGGGAUCAAGUUCUAAGUCAAGGAGUUCUUCCCAUGCCAGUUUGAAAGAGUUAGAUCCUUUGAUAUUCUUAGAUGCAUUAGUUGAUGUUCUUGCAGAUGAAAACAGAGCACAUGCAAAAGCUGCUUUGAAUGGGCUCAAUAUUUUUGCUGAAACACUUCUAUUUCUUGCUCGCACCAAACAUACUGGAGUACUGACUCCAAGCCGUGUGGGAACACCUGGUACUCCCAUGAUGGUCUCAAGCCCAUCUAUGAAUCCAGUCUACUCGCCACCUCCAGGUGUUCGGAUUCCUGUAUUUGAGCAGCUGCUUCCUCGACUUUUACAUUGUUGCUAUGGAAGUACAUGGCAAGCUCAGAUGGGUGGGGUGAUGGGUCUUGGAGCUUUGGUUGGUAAAGCUACUGUUGAAACUUUGUGUCUUUUUCAAGUCCGUGCAGUUCGUUGUCUAGUAUAUGUGUUGAAGAGGCUUCCUCAGCAUGCACAUAAGGAGCAAGAGGAGACAAGUCAAGUACUUACGCAGGUUCUAAGGGUUGUGAAUAAUGUUGAUGAGGCUAACAGUGAGCCACGUAGGCAGAGUUUCCAAGGAGUUGUAGAUUUUCUUGCAGCAGAGCUAUUCAAUCCAAAUGCAACACUUAUUGUGAGAAAGAAUGUGCAGUCAUGCCUAGCAUUGCUUGCCAGCAGAACAGGUAGUGAGGUUUCAGAGUUACUUGAGCCCCUAUAUCAACCACUUUUGCAACCUCUUAUUAUGCGUCCUCUUCGUAGUAAGCACAUUGAACAACAGGCAAUGAAUGUUUUAUUGAGGCAGGUAGGAACUGUAAUGGCAUUGAACUUUUGCCUUGCCUUACGUCCUCCACUCCUAAAGAUGACUCAAGAGCUUGUAAACAUCUUGCAAGAAGCAUUGCAAAUAGCUGAGGCAGAUGAGACUGUCUUAAUUGGGAAAUUCAUGAACCCAAAGUUGGCUGUAACAUUGACUAAGCUUCGAACGGCAUGUAUUGAGCUUCUUUGUACGGCCAUGGCAUGGGCUGAUUUUAAAACUCCAAAUCACACAGAUUUACGAUCCCGCAUAAUUUCAAUGUUCUUCAAGUCACUCACUUGUCGGACUCCUGAAAUUGUUGCUGUAGCAAAGGAGGGACUUCGUCAGGUUAUACAGCAACAAAAAAUGCCCAAAGAUCUCUUACAAAACAGCCUUAGGCCAAUAUUGGUAAAUUUGGCUCAUACCAAAAGCCUUACAAUGCCCCUUUUACAAGGUUUAGCUCGAUUACUUGAACUUCUAUCAAAUUGGUUCAAUGUGACUCUGGGUUGUAAGCUUUUAGACCACCUGAAGAAGUGGCAAGAACCAGAAAAACUUGCACAGACUCAGAAAGCUUGGAAAGCUGGCGAGGAGCCAAAAAUUGCUGCAGCAAUCAUAGAGCUUUUUCAUCUUCUGCCAUCUGCAGCAUCUAAGUUCUUGGAUGAACUCGUGCAAAUUAUUAUGGAUUUGGAAGCAGCUCUUCCCCAAGGUCAAGUGUACAGUGAGCUAAAUAGUCCUUAUCGUCUUCCACUGACUAAGUUUUUAAAUCGCUAUGCAACAGAUGCAGUGGAUUAUUUUCUUGCUCGAUUGAAUCAGCCUAAAUAUUUUAGAAGAUUUAUGAAUAUCAUCAGAUCAGAAACGGGACAACCCUUAAGAGAGGAGCUUGCAAAGUCACCGAAAAAGAUAAUUGCCAAUGCAUUUCCUCAGGUUAUAGAAAAGCCAGAUGAGACUGCUGCCUCCAGUGUAUUACCAUCUGCAGCGAAUAGUGGUGAUGCUUUAGUGUCCUCUGUAAAUGAGAAUUUAGGUGGUGUGCAAUCCACUGGAGGUGCUAGUACGGGCGAGAUGACAGAUGCUCAUUUCCAUGGACUAUCACUGGUAUCAGUUUUGGUUAAGUUGAUGCCUGAUUGGCUGUGUAACAAUCGUGCUGUUUUUGAUGCUUUAGUUAUUGUGUGGAAGUCAACUUCGAGAGAAGCUCGCAUACGCAAUGAGCGGGGUCUUAGCUUGGACCAAGUCAAAGAGAGCAAGAGGCUUGUCAAGUGUUUUCUGAAUUAUCUAAGGCAUGAUAAAACUGAAGUUGGGGUUCUGUUUGAUAUGUUAUCAAUUUUCUUGGUCAGAACUCGCAUUGACUACACAUUCUUAAAAGAAUUUUACAUGAUUGAGGUUGCAGAGGGAUACACCCCACAAAUGAAGAAGGCACUUCUGGUGCAUUUUCUACGUCUGUUUCAGUCAAAGGAACUAACACAGGAUCAUUUAGUGGUUGCCAUGCAAAUGUUGAUUCUGCCAAUGCUUGCCCAUGCUUUUCAAAAUGGUCAGAGUUGGGAUGUGGUUGACUCUUCUAUUAUAAAGACAAUUGUUGAAAAACUGCUUGAUCCACCUGAAGAGGUAAGUGCAGAAUAUGAUGAACCUUUGAGGAUAGAGCUUUUGCAGCUUGCAACUUUAUUACUAAAGCAUCUCCCAAAUGAUCUUGUGCACCAUCGCAAAGAACUUAUCAAGUUUGGGUGGAAUCAUCUCAAGAGAGAAGAUAGUGCCAGCAGACAGUGGGCAUUUGUCAAUGUUUGUCAUUUCCUUGAAGCUUAUCAAGCUCCGGAGAAAAUCAUACUUCAGGUAUUUGUUGCUCUUUUAAGAACUUGCCAGCCAGAAAAUAAGGUGCUAGUGAAGCAAGCUCUUGAUAUUCUCAUGCCAGCACUUCCACGAAGGUUGCCACCGGGUGACUCUAAGAUACCUAUAUGGAUUCGUUACACAAGGAAAAUCCUAGUUGAAGAGGGGCAUUCAGUGCCUAACUUGAUUCAUAUUUUCCAGCUCAUUGUUCGGCAUUCAGAUCUAUUUUACAGCUGUCGAGCCCAGUUUGUGCCACAAAUGGUAAAUUCACUGAGUCGUCUUGGACUCCCCCAGAAUACUCCCCCUGAAAAUAGGCGUCUUGCUAUAGAGCUUGCUGGGCUUGUUGUAGGGUGGGAGAAACAACGUCAAGCAGAAGCAAAGAUGGUUUCUGACACAGAAGGAAAUGUACAACCUGCAGAUAUGUCAACUUCAACUUCAGCUGCAGAUGGCGACUUGUCUGCAGCAGCAACAAAUGUGAAACGCUCAUCUGAUGCUUCAGGAUUUUCAGAUGAUUUGGCUAAACGGGUUAAAGCUGAAAGUGGUCUACCCUCAUUGGGUGUGAUGUCUCCAAGUGGCACUUCCAUACAAAAUAUUGGUACACCUGGUGCAGCUGGUCAACCAGAUGAAGAGUACAAGCCAAAUGCUGCAAUGGAAGAAAUGAUUAUUAAUUUUCUCAUAAGGGUGGCAUUGGUAACAGAACCUAAGGACAAAGAAAUGUCUGCAAUGUAUAAACAGGCUUUGGAGCUCCUAUCUCAGGCAUUAGAGGUUUGGCCUACGGCUAAUAUAAAGUUCAAUUAUUUGGAAAAAUUACUCAGCAGUUUACAGCCCUCAGGGCAAAGCAAAGAUCCUUCAACAGCUUUAGCACAGGGCCUUGAUGUCAUGAAUAAGGUGUUAGAAAAGCAGCCACACCUAUUCAUUCGAAAUAAUGUUCAACAGAUAACUCAAUUACUUGAGCCUUGUUUUAACAGCAAGCUUUUGGAUAUAGGGAAGUCGUUAUGCACACUGUUAAAAAUGGUCUUUGAUGCAUUUCCCGUAGAUGCUAUGAGUAUGAAUGCACCACAGGAUAUUAGAACAUUGCACUCCAAGGUUGAAGAAUUGAUAGAGAAACAUCUUUUAGCAGUUACUGCACCUCAAAUAUCACUUGAGACAAGCUCAGCUAAUUCAAUGAUAAGUUUUGCACUUUCUGUUAUAAAGACGCUUGCUGAGGGGCAGAAAACUUUUAUAGACCCUUUUUUGAUGCCUUUAGUUCGUGUUCUUCAACGUUUCAUGAGGGAGAUGGGAACAAUUACUGGCACCAUUGCAAAACAAGGUCAAAGAAUGGAUACUGAAUCUGCAUCUGCGACUACACGUUUGAUGAAUGACCUUGGUGCUGUAACAUCGAAUUUGAAGUCAAUACUCAAACUCAUCAGUGGAAGAGUAAUGCUUGUACCUGAAUGCAAGCGCUUGACUAUGCAGAUAUUGCAAGCUAUACUGUCUGAGAAAGGCACAGAUGCUAGUGUCCUCCUUGCAAUACUUGAUAUAAUAAAAGAUUGGAUUGAAAAUGACUUCAGGUCAUCUACUUCUGGGACUCCUAAUGCUGUACAUAACAAGGAUAUAAUCAUGUACUUGCAAAAGCUAUCACAAGUAGAUAGACAGAAUCUUUCACCAGCAUUUGUGGAAGAGUGGGAUGGAAAAUACCUCAAUUUACUUUAUCGACUCUGUUCAGACUCGACCAAGUAUCCACUGCCUCUACGGCAGGAAGUAUUUCAGAAGGUGGAAAGGCAAUAUAUGUUGGGUUUAAGAGCAAAGGAUCCUGAGAUGCGACAAAAAUUCUUUGCGCUUUAUCAUGAUUCUCUUGGAAAGACAUUGUUCACACGAUUACAAUAUAUAAUACAAACACAGGAAUGGGAAGCUUUGAGCGAUUGCUUCUGGCUAAAACAGGGUUUAGAUCUUCUUCUAGCAAUCUUAGUAGAGCACGAGCCAAUUACACUUGCUCCAAAUUCAGCACAGGUGCCUCCCCUAAUAGCUUCAAGUAGUGUUCUAGAACGUGUUGGGGCACAACAACAAUUAGGUGAUGCUCCAGAAGAGCCAGACGGGACUCCUCUUACAUUUAAUGGUCUUGUGACCAGGCAUUCUAAAUUUUUGAAUGAGAUAAGCAAGCUUCAGGUUGCUGAUCUUGUGACUCCUUUAAGAGAACUUGCUCACACAGAUGCAAAUGUUGCAUACCAUAUGUGGGUGUUAGUAUUUCCAAUUGUAUGGGCUACACUGCAAAAAGAAGAGCAAGUUACACUGGCUAAACCAAUGAUUACCCUAUUGUCAAAGGACUAUCACAGCAAACAGCAAGAUAAGAGGCCAAAUGUAGUACAAGCACUGCUAGAAGGCUUGUCAUUGAGUCAGCCUCAGCCUAAAAUACCAAGUGAGCUUAUCAAGUUUCUUGGUAAAACAUACAACGCAUGGCACAUAGCUGUUUCUUUGUUGGAAAGCCACGUCAUGCUAUUUCCUCAUGAAACACGGUGCUCAGAAGCUCUGGCGGAACUAUAUCGUAUGCUGAAUGAGGAAGAUGUACGUUAUGGUUUAUGGAAAAAAAGGCCAAUUACUGCUGAAACAAGAGCAGGCCUAUCCCUGGUCCAACAUGGUUACUGGCAACGUGCUCAAGAUCUUUUCUACCAGGCUAUGAGUAAAGCGACUCAAGGUACAUACAAUAACAAUAUUCCUAAGGCUGAAAUGUGUCUUUGGGAAGAACAAUGGAUAUCUUGUGCACGGCAAUUGAAUCAAUGGGAAGUUCUGGCAGAUUUUGGUAAAACUGUGGAGAACUAUGAAAUAUUACUUGACUGCCUCUGGAAGAUUCCUGAAUGGAGUUUUUUGAAGGAGAAUGUGUUUCCAAAGGCGCAAGUUGAAGAUACGACAAAAUUUCGGAUAGUACAGGCAUAUUUGGCUCUUCAUGAUGGUAGUAUUACUGGAGUGAGCGAAGCUGAUAGUAGGGUUGUCCAAGGAGUUGAUCUAGCGUUAUAUCAGUGGUGGCAACUGCCUGAAAUGUCUGUACAAUCUCAUGUGCCUUUGUUGCAACAAUUCCAGCAAUUGGUAGAGCUUCAAGAAUCAGCAAGAGUUCUUGUAGAAAUCGGAAACGGAAACAAGCAACUUGUUGCAGCUGCCCCUCUUGGAGGUGUUCAUGGUAGCUAUGUGGACCUUAAAGAUAUUCUUGAAACUUGGAGACUAAGGAUACCUAAUGAGUGGGAUAAUUUGUCUGUCUGGUAUGAUUUGCUGCAGUGGAGGAAUCACAUGUACAACACUGUAAUUAAUGCAUUCAAAGAUUUUUCAAAUACUAACCCUCAGCUUCAUCAACUUGGAUAUCGGGAUAAGGCAUGGAGUGUCAACAAGCUUGCUCGUGUUGCCCGCAAGCAAGGACUUUUUGAUGUCUGUGUAGCUGUGCUCAACAAAAUGUAUGGCUUUGCAACCAUGGAAGUUCAAGAAGCAUUUGUGAAGAUAAGAGAGCAAGCGAAAGCCUAUUUGGAAAUGAGAGGUGAAUUAGUGAAUGGUAUCAACUUGAUUAGCAAUACCAAUCUGGAAUAUUUUCCUGUUCAGCAUAAGGCAGAGAUCUUCCGGCUUAAGGGGGAAUUUUUGCAGAAACUGGGUGAGGGAGAUGGUGCUAAUCAUGCAUAUUCGAGUGCCAUCAGUCUCUUCAAGAAUUUAUCAAAAGGAUGGAUAAGCUGGGGCAAUUAUUGUGACAAAGUCUAUCAGGAGACAAAUGAAGAUAUCUGGCUGGAAUAUGCAGUGAACUCCUUUCUUCAGGGUAUUAAGCAUGGUGUAUCAAGUGCUAGAAAUCACUUGGCUCGUGUUCUAUAUUUGUUGAGCUUUGACACCUCAAAUGAGCCCGUGGGAAAGGCAUUUGACAAGUACUUGGACCACAUACCUCACUGGGUCUGGCUUUCAUGGAUACCCCAGUUACUCCUUUCUUUGCAGAGACCUGAGGCAGCUCAUUGCAAGCUUGUUCUUCUCAAAGUAGCUACAGUAUAUCCACAGGCACUCUAUUAUUGGUUGCGGACAUAUUUGUUAGAACGUCGUGAUGUUGCCAACAAAUCAGAAUUGGUAAGAGGAGCUGCAGUUGCUCAGCAGCGAGUUCAACAGAUAAGUGCAUCUGUUGCUAGUUCAGCUUCUCUAAAUUCAGUGGAAAGUAAUCCAAUAACUUCAAAUCCGAAUGCAAGUAACCUGCCUUCAGAUGUUGCAAAUAGUCAAGUUACACAGGGGGGGAUUUUGUCUGUGCCUCAUGAUAGUACAAAUACACAAACACAAGAAUCAGAUAAAGCACCAACAAUUGAUGGGAAUGUUCCUGUAGGGUCUGAAUCAUCUCAGACAAAUUCUGCAAGUGUGAAUGAUACUCAAGCUGGGAUAAGGCGUAAUGCUGGGCUUAGCUGGGGAGCUUCAGCAGUGACAGCAUUCGAUGCGGCAAAGGAUGUUAUGGAGGCUUUGAGGAGCAAGCACACAAAUUUAGCGAGUGAGCUUGAGGUGUUCCUAACAGAAAUUGGUUCAAGAUUUGUUCCUUUGCCUGAAGAGAGACUGCUUGCUGUAGUGCAUGCAUUGCUGCACCGAUGCUACAAAUAUCCUACUGCUACAACAGCGGAGGUUCCACAAUCACUCAAGAAAGAGCUUUCAGGUGUCUGCAGAGCUUGCUUUUCAGCAGACACUGUAAACAAACAUGUUGAAUUUGUGAAUGAGUACAAACGGGACUUUGAACAUGAUCUCGAUCCUGACAGUACAUUAUCAUUUCCAUCUACGCUUUCUGAGUUAACUGAGCGUUUGAAACAUUGGAAGAAUGUUCUACAAGGAAAUGUGGAAGACAGAUUGCCUGCUGUCUUAAAACUGGAGGAAGAAAGCAGGGCCCUUCGUGAGUUUCAUGUUGUUGAUGUGGAAGUUCCAGGACAGUACUUUGCUGAUCAGGAGAUUGCACCUGAUCAUACAGUAAAGUUGGAUAGGAUUGGUGCAGAUGUGCCCAUAGUUCGUCGACAUGGUAGCAGCUUCCGUAGAUUGACUAUAGUUGGCUCUGAUGGUUCUCAAAAACAUUUUCUUGUUCAGACUUCACUAACUCCCAGUGCCAGGAGUGAUGAGCGAAUGGUGCAAUUAUUUCGAGUCUUAAACAGGUUGUUUGACAAACAUAAGGAGUCAAGACGCAGACACCUUGCAUUUCAUACCCCAGUCAUUAUACCUGUUUGGCCACAGGUUCGCAUGGUGGAGGAUGAUCUGAUGUAUAGUACUUUCGGGGAAGUUUAUGAAAUUAAUUGUGCUAGAUAUGGCCGUGAGGCUGACCUUCCAAUCACCCACUUUAAGGAGCGUCUGAAUCAUGCUAUUCUGAAUCAGCUGCCACCUGAAGCUGUUGCAGACUUACGACUACAUACAUACAAUGAGAUAACACAAAGCCUUGUCAGUGAGAAUGUAUUUUCUCAAUAUAUGUAUAAAACGCUUCCAAGCUGUAAUCAUUUGUGGGCAUUCAAAAAGCAGUUUGCUAUUCAGUUAGCAUUGUCAGGUUUCAUGUCAUAUAUGUUGCAAAUUGGUGGACGCUCUCCAAACAAGAUUUUAUUUGCAAAAAACACAGGCAAAGUGUUUCAAAAUGAUUUUCACCCUGCUUAUGAUGCAAAUGGUAUGAUAGAGUUUAACGAGCCAGUGCCCUUCAGGCUUACACGCAAUUUGCAAACUUUCUUUACACCUUUUGGUGUUGAAGGUCUUUUUGUUUCUGCUAUGUGUGCAGCUGCACAAUCCAUUGUUGCACCAAAGAAUCAGCAUGUUCAACACCAGUUGGCAAUGUUCUUCAGAGAUGAACUUUUGUCAUGGUCCUGGAGAAGACCACCUGGAAUGCCAUCAGCACCAGCAGCAGCAGGGGGUAUCAGUCCCGUAGAAUUUGAGCAAAAAGUGAAAACAAAUGUUGAGCAAGUCAUAGGUCGUGUCAAAGUGAUUGCUCCACAGUGCUUCCCAGAAGAGGAGGAGAAUGCGACUGAACCACCACAAUCUGUGCAACGGGGUGUCACAGAGCUAGUGGAUGCUGCUUUGCGACCAAAGAGUCUCUGUAUGAUGGAUCCAACAUGGCAUCCUUGGUUUUGAGAGGGUGUACAGUUGUUUCUUGGUAACAAAUUGAAUUGCCAGGUCACAUCCUUAUUCUCAUUGGGUGCCCGAUGUUUUGGGCUAGGGAGUAAAGUUUUUUGUAUUUUGCCUCCAGUGUUUUCUGUAUUUAUAUUGUUCCAAAUUCCAUUUUAUUAAACGAUUGUAAGUUGUUCGCUAUAACGAGUUUGUUACCAUUGAAACUGCAGAUACAGUUUUACUUGUAAAUAGUGUUUCUCUAUGGUUCAUUGUAUAUUCUUACCACAAGGAUAUUGACUGAAAUUUAAUUCAACCAAGUUUUUGCGUUUAAAACUAUAAUAUGAGUAUUAUGUCUGAUAUGCCUGGGCGUAAUGCCUUAAUUUGAAAGCUUGUAAGAUAAUCUGGACAUACAAUGCAGUUGUACGAUUACAAAUUUUUC
Cryptomeria japonica (Japanese cedar) is the source of this 12420-nucleotide messenger RNA. RefSeq lists its product as uncharacterized. The coding region runs from base 291 to 12005 and encodes 3904 amino acids. Lineage: Eukaryota; Viridiplantae; Streptophyta; Pinopsida; Cupressales; Cupressaceae. Gene Ontology annotation, cellular component: NuA4 histone acetyltransferase complex; nucleus; SAGA complex. The record is from RefSeq and is a predicted model, not a curated record. Gene Ontology annotation, biological process: regulation of DNA-templated transcription; DNA repair. The transcript has 36 exons. Gene Ontology annotation, molecular function: transcription coregulator activity; protein binding.